Molecule: messenger RNA, 1548 nt
Organism: Penicilliopsis zonata CBS 506.65
Lineage: Eukaryota; Fungi; Ascomycota; Eurotiomycetes; Eurotiales; Aspergillaceae
Exons: 4
Coding region: 1-1548 (515 amino acids)
Biological process (GO): allantoate transport; dipeptide transport; tripeptide transport
Cellular component (GO): plasma membrane
Molecular function (GO): dipeptide transmembrane transporter activity; allantoate transmembrane transporter activity
Source: RefSeq, a predicted model, not a curated record
AUGGCGGAUAUUGCUGCUGUCCCCGAGGACAGAAAGACGGGCGAAAAGGCCGGGUCUAUCCACGAACAGGGCAGUGUGGAGCUGGUCAAGGGCGACACCGACGAUGUCGACGAGGCCUUUGCGGUGUUCCAGGGCCAUCAGGAGGUUGUCGUCGAUGCUGCGACCGACAAACGUCUCCUUCGCAAGAUUGACCGAUACAUACUGCCUGUCAUGUGUCUGAUCUAUGGCAUGAAUUACCUGGACAAGACCACCCUGUCCUAUUCCAGUGUCAUGGGCAUCACCGAGGACCUCCAUCUUGAGGGAACCAACUAUUCAUGGCUCGGCUCCAUCUUUUACUUUGGCUAUCUGGGCUUCGAGUGGCCGACGGUUCGAUUGCUCCAGGCGUUGCCCAUUGCCAAAUAUUCGGCCAUGUGUGUCAUCAUCUGGGGAGUCAUCCUCACCCUCUUCUCCGUGACCCACAACUUCGCCGGCGCUGCUGUCCUGAGGGUGUUCCUCGGCAUUUUCGAAGCUGCCGUCACCCCCGGCUGGACCUUGAUCACUUCCCAGUGGUACAAAAAGUCCGAGCAGGGGGCCCGGACGUGCAUCUGGUUCAGUUUCAAUGGCGCGGCCGCCAUUGCCGGCGGCUUUAUUGCCUAUGGCCUGGCGGACGCCGGGGAUCGCGGCCAUUUCACCAUCGCCGCCUGGAAGGUCCUAUACAUCCUCACCGGUCUCUUGACCGUCGCGCUGGGAAUCUUCUUCCUGAUCAUUGUCCCCGACAGCCCCCUCAAAGCCUGGUGGUUGAGCGACGAAGACCGCAUCCUGGCCGUCGCCCGGGUGCGUGAAAACCAGCAAGGCAUCGGCAACAAGCACUUCAAAAUGUACCAGUUCCUCGAGGCUCUCAAGGACCCCUUUGCCUGGGCCAUCGUCGUCCUGAGUCUGGCGGGCAACAUCCCCAACGGCGGCAUUUCCAACUUCUUCAGUCUUCUGAUCGUCUCUUUUGGCUAUACCGCCAAGCAGUCGCUGCUGCUGAGCAGCCCUUCCGGCGCCGUUGAAGUCGUCUCCCUGCUUCUCACCGGCUGGCUGGGCGACCGAUGCAAGAACCGCCUCCUCAUCUCGCUGGGAGGCGUUGGCCUCGGCACCAUUGGAAGUAUCCUCCUGGUCGCCCUCUCGGAUGGCGCCAGGGCCGGCAAGCUCGUUGGCUUCUACUUGACGCUCGCGGCACCCUCAGGCUUUGUCAUCAUGCUGAGUCUCAUCUCAUCCAACAUCGCUGGCUAUACCAAGAAGACCACCGUUGCAGCCAUGUACCUCAUCUCCUACUGUGUCGGAAACAUUGUUGGGCCUCAGACCUUCCGUCCUGAAGAUGCUCCACAUUAUUAUCCCGCCAUUGUCACCAUGUUUGUUUGCUACGUGAUUUGUAUCUUGGAUAUCCUCUUCAUCUGGUACUGGUUCCGCAGGAUGAAUGCAAAGAAGGCGGCGAUUCGAGCCGAUCCUUCCUACGUCAAGCCCGAAAACUCCGAAUGGCUUGAUCUCACCGAUGGAGAGAAUCCAGAGUUUUUGUACACUUUGUGA